AUGGAGCACAAUUUAACCCAGAAAAGACCCCCUUUGACACCCCAUCGUCUCGCCUCUAUUUACCUUCAUCAGGCCAAGACCGUCCCAUCAGAUAUCACACAGACUCUGCUGAAUCUGGCGGAGUGCAUGGAGCACGACGACAAGCGUCUCGCAGCCGACCACACAACACUAGCCGAAUACGCAGCCAACUGCCACGCCUAUGCAAAGGCACUGCACUACAGAGAGAUGCAAUUCCAUCAGGACUCCAAAAACCCAGAAGUGAUUGAGAAAUUAAUCGCCAUCCUCAACCAGCUCAAACAACCCGAAGCCGCCGCAGGCAUCCUCACGUACGCCAAGAAGAACGAUACUCAGAUGAGCAUUCAGGAGCAUUGGUAUGUG
Molecule: messenger RNA, 378 nt
Organism: Sphaeroforma arctica JP610
Lineage: Eukaryota; Ichthyosporea; Ichthyophonida
Exons: 2
Biological process (GO): negative regulation of macroautophagy; protein phosphorylation; TOR signaling
Cellular component (GO): TORC1 complex; nucleus; TORC2 complex
Molecular function (GO): protein serine/threonine kinase activity
Source: RefSeq, a predicted model, not a curated record